AUGGCCGCAGCCACAGCCACAGCUUCAGCCGCCGACCGCGACAGCAGCGGGCAACAUGAGCUCGACGACAUGGCCGACAAGAAGCCCAGCCUCCCCGUCGAGGGAGACAUCAUGCAGCUGGCCCGGCUGGGCGAGAUAGGCGCCAUCCAGAAGCUGUUCGACAGCGGCCAGUCCGAUGCGACGUACACGGACGAGCAGGGCAUCACACCGCUGCACUGGGCGGCCAUCAACAACCACCAUGCCCUCUGCCACUUCCUCAUCCAGUCCGGCGCGCCCCUCAACGCCAAAGGCGGCGACGCUGUUGCGACACCCGUCCUCUGGGCCGCCAAACGCUGCAACUACUACAUCGUCAACCUGCUUCUCGAGCACGGCGCCGACCCCCUCCUCACCGACGACCAAGGCUUCAACCUGCUCCACUCGGCCACCCUCGACGGCAAUGUCUUCCAGCUCGUCCUCCUGCUGCACCAAGACAUCCCCGUCGACAUCCCCGACCCCCAGUCCCACACCCCGUUGAUGUGGGCUGCCUACAAGGGCUAUCCCUCUUGUGUGGAUCUGUUUUUGCGCUGGGGUGCGAACGUGUACGCCACCGAUGACCAGGGUUUCACUGCGCUGCACUGGGCCUUGGUCAAGGGGAGCCAGGGAAGCAUACAGAAGCUGUUGGAGUAUGGCGCCGACCGCUUUGCGAAGAACAACGACGGGAAGACGCCUGCUGUCACGGCUGAGGAAAUGAACACAACCAGGCAAUGGCGAAGGGCGCUGAGCGAGGCCGGGUACAAGCAUGACGGGAGUCCAAAGGAGUUCCCAGUCCCCGGUAUCAAGGAUACCAGGUGGUUCCUCUCGCGGUUCAUAUUCUUUUGGCCGUUUGCGAUUCUAUUCCUCGGACUGUGGCUGAUCAGCUAUUACCCAGUAUUUAUCGGUGUGCCUCUGGCGUUGAUUGGGAGUUAUCUCAUGCAGCUGGCCGCGCAGAAGCUGUUGCAAUGGGGACCCUCGAACAUGCGGAACAUACAUCACAGUCCCUUCCUUGCCGGUAUAUUUGCAGGCACCUUGUUCUGGAUCGGAGUGCGCUGGAUCACGACAGUCUUACCAGGAACGAUACGAAACUCCUUCUUUACGAACAUCAUUUUUGCAGCAUGCUUUGGACUUACGUCCUAUUUCUACUUCUUCACCAUGUCGUCCGACCCCGGCUAUGUUCCCAAGUCGGCGAGUAGGAGCGCCUCUAAAGCCAUUAUUGAUGAGCUUAUGGAGCUACGACAAUUCGAUGAACAUCACUUUUGCGUAAACUGCAUGGUCCGCAAACCAUUGCGCAGCAAGCAUUGCAAGAGAUGCGAGCGCUGCGUUGCAAAGAGCGACCACCACUGCCCCUGGGUUAACAACUGCGUCGCAAACAACAAUCACCGCCACUUCGUCUUCUACGUCCUCUUCAUGGAACUCGGCACCCUUGCCUGGCUUCGUCUCACCUGGAACUACCUUGAUCAUCUUCCAAAGCCCAAGGAUGAUGACUGCAACGUCUUAUCUGACGAUCUAUGCGAAAUUCUCAACAAGGAUCCCUUCACCAUCAUCCUCUCCAUCUGGGCAGCGUUCCAACUAACCUGGGUCACUAUGCUCCUCUGCGUCCAACUCUUGCAAAUCGCACGCAAUCUGACCACAUAUGAAUCCAUGCGCGGCCAUCUCAACUCGCAUACCGCCGCCGACGCAGUAACUUCUUUUGUUACCACUGGUGACACUUCUCAAGACGUUGCAGGGGGGGCGGCGGGUGCAGGCCCCGCAGGCAGUGCACCCACCAACGGCUUUGGAUCUGGCCAGGACACUGGCGACGCUCCUAAACGUCCGCAGCCUAAGCACUCGGUGUGGGAUCAGUGGAAGCGACUACUCGGUCUCGACACGUUCGUUGCCAUCGCCCUACACGGCUCCAACGCAGAUCAAAUGCGCGCGCAGCGUCAGCGGCGCGGUAACCCCUUUUCGAGAGGCAUUAUUGCGAACUGCAAGGACUUUUGGUGUGAUGGAGCUCCGAUGUUUGGGAAACGUGAGGGUGGAUAUGCACGCCUAGGAGGCGAAAGGAUAGAUUACACCAGGUUGUAUGAUGUAAAUGAUAUCCCGAAGAUGAGGUAUGCGAGAGGAGGGGGAGGAGAGAGGUACGAGAGUGUAGAGACAGAGGAAGAGGCGUGA
Ascochyta rabiei is the source of this 2166-nucleotide messenger RNA. RefSeq names its product Protein S-acyltransferase. The record is from RefSeq and is a predicted model, not a curated record. Gene Ontology annotation, biological process: protein palmitoylation. Gene Ontology annotation, cellular component: Golgi membrane. Lineage: Eukaryota; Fungi; Ascomycota; Dothideomycetes; Pleosporales; Didymellaceae. Gene Ontology annotation, molecular function: palmitoyltransferase activity; protein binding. The transcript has 5 exons. The coding region runs from base 1 to 2166 and encodes 721 amino acids.